This is a messenger RNA of Stereum hirsutum FP-91666 SS1, 2825 nucleotides long. RefSeq lists its product as uncharacterized. Gene Ontology annotation, molecular function: protein binding. The coding region runs from base 7 to 2562 and encodes 851 amino acids. The transcript is spliced from 5 exons. NCBI's taxonomy places the organism in Eukaryota, Fungi, Basidiomycota, Agaricomycetes, Russulales, Stereaceae. The record is from RefSeq and is a predicted model, not a curated record.
ACGAGAAUGGCGUUCUUCGAAGAUAGCAGCACCCGCGGCUAUCUUCUCUCCUCGAGUCCUCGCUUUGCUUCGCUCUUCCCCUCCGUCAAGGCUAAACCAUCUCUUGACACGUCCAUGAGCUCACCUGGGCCGUCUUCUGCAGAUAUCCAAACUCAUAUCUACAACUCGUUUCUUGAGGGGAAGACUGCGGACGUAGCGCUUCACGUCCAGGGAUCCUGGAACGCGAUCUACAAGCUACAUCGUGUCGUUCUAAUCCAGGCGGGGUUCUUCCGUAGCUUGUUUGAUGGCGGGUUCGCUGAGUCCAAAUCGAGAAUGAGAGCUUCGCAUGCUCAUCCGGGGAUUGUGGACAUGAUACUCGAAGAUACGAACAUCACAAGAGCAGCAUUCGAGCUAUGCAUUGCGCGACUCUAUGGCGGAGGGCCUGAGCUAUAUGUGGAUACAACAACAAUCCCUACGCCCGCCAAACCCUUGACGCCCUCGUUCCCCGUCCCCGGUCCACGUCCCACUGUUCCUCCCGGCCAACAGCUCGCCACACCUCGUUUCCUCCUAUCCUUACUCGCCGCAUCCAUCUACCUCUCUAUUCCCUCUAUCACUCGCCAGUGUGUGACUCUCAUCCUGAGCUCUGUAGGACCCUAUACCGUUGUGUCGUACCUCUCGUUUGCCGUAGGGGAUGGGAUCGGACCAUUGACGGAAGGGGACACAGACAGUGCAGCAGGUCUCGAACGUGUUGCAGAGUCGGUGAAGGUGGACCCGGAACGGUACCUUUCUCUUCGUCGAGCGCACGCCAGACAGCAGAAAGGCGAAGAUGGACAGAGUAUCUCUCUGGCCUCUGAAGCAGCGUCCGUGCGUGAAGGGGAGAAUACCGGUGAUCAGUUGUCUACCUUUGACCUCGAGUCGAGAAAGGAGGACCCGUCGAUCUACGAAGACUCUUCGGGAUCAUCUAUCCGCGGCUUCGAAAUCUUGAACCACAACCAGCUAUACCUUCACUAUGGCACCGUUUCUGACAAGAUCGGAGAGGCCGCUGCCUGUUGGCUAGCUCGCUGGGGUGUAGAUAUGCUUCACUACGAGGUCCAGGCGAAGGAUGCGACUAAAUCUGGCCCUGGAUCGAUGGGUCCCUCAUCAGAGAACAGUGGAACAGCACGGCGUUCGACUGUCUCCACCACUCGGCCUACCGGCGGUUUCUUGACUUUCCAGCCCAUGCCCUCCAGCGUUCCCGUCAUAUGGCGUCGAGGUGGAAUUGCUCCUCGAUGGAUACGUGCUCUCCUGUCAUCUGACUCAAUGUUCGUGAAGGAUGAAAAGGAGAGAUAUGAUGCGGCAAAGAUGGUGGUCGAGUUGCGGCGGAGCGAAGGGAUAGACGUGGAGGAGGAGAUCGAGUUCACGAAGUUAUUUACAGAAGGAAUCUACUAUCAGAACAUGUCGCUGGAAGACCUCGUUUCUAUAUUCGAGGAUGUAUCACCAACCACUGGCCAAAGCUAUAUUCCACUGGGGGUCAUCCAAUCUGCUCACUGGAACCAAGCACUCUUGCACCACAAGAUCACCGGUCGUUCCUUCUCUUCGGCUUCCCCGCCAUCGUCGCCUAAUCCUGGCGGAUCUCGCGACAAGGAGCUCGGCGUGUCGAUACCCACCACAGAGAUUGUCGAGAAACUGCUAGGGGCGAACCAUGACGCGGAAAAGGACCGCGCUUAUUGGCCAGUGCCUGCAGACGCGUCCUAUCGAAUCGGAGAUGGUUCUGCAAUUGAUGGCGCCACGAUGGAUGAGCUUUUCGAGCGUCCCUCCGCGGCCAACGGCAAGGGAGCGGGUCAUGCCACGACAUCUGAGUCCACAUUCUUUGGACUCAAGACGAACCGGACUCUUGCACCGAUGUGCUCGCAGGUACCGAAAGUGACCAGGUGGUCGCCAUACCCUCCAUGUCGUUUCGCCGUCGAGUUUUGGGAUGUGGAAGCUUUGCGAGAGAAGAGCCGCUUACAUUCUCAUACCAUCUGGUACGCCGGGAGUCUCUUCAACGUAUACGUCCAACUCGUCCGCAAGAAAGGACUUCAACUAGGAGUGUAUCUCCACCGACAAUCCAGCAUCGAUCCUAUACCCCCUGCAUCAGCUCCAUUUGGAUUGCACCGCGCUGAACGGACUCAUACUCGGAACAUGUCUACGCCCACUGUGCCCACCUCAGUCUCCACGCCCAACGUGCAGCAGACCGCACACUCUCCACUCACGCAAACACGCUCUACGACGCCCACCUCCUCGACAACGGCAGGCUCUACUGUACCCAAUACCCUUCCCGCUUGUGCGCCACCUAUUGCACCACCACAGCCUUAUCGAGAUCCCCGCCCUGCCGUCUCCGCAUAUUUCACGAUAUCAUGCGCGAGUGCAACGGGAUCGUCUCUCACGUUAUUCACGAGCGCACCAGACGUUUUCUCGGUCAGUCAGAGUUGGGGAUGGAAGAGCAGCUCUUUGAGGACGGAGGAGUAUCUGGAGGUGACGGGGAAGGAUGGAGUGCCGGCGAGCACGAUGCCGAGUGAGAAGGAGUGCAGCUUGAGAGUGACCGUUGUGUUGGGCAUUGUUUGAUUUUUCUUUUCUUUUCUUUUCUGUCCGUCGACUUCUAGGAUCAAUUUACCACUUAUGCUUCAUUUGCAUUCUUUUAGGGAUUUUCGGGAAUCUGCAUUUUUAUAUUUCUUGCCAGGACACCCAUGUAUACACGACCCUCCCUGCUCCAUCUAUGCACAUGUACAGUACACAUACUAUAAUUCUCAUCGUUAUGCUCUUCCAUUAUUGACGUUUACUAUUAGGAUAUCCUUUUGUCGUGUUUUGAGAAAGUGGUUGAAUGAUAU